Ricinus communis (castor bean) is the source of this 1751-nucleotide messenger RNA. RefSeq names its product TPR repeat-containing thioredoxin TDX. The transcript has 10 exons. The record is from RefSeq and is a predicted model, not a curated record. Gene Ontology annotation, molecular function: protein dimerization activity; Hsp70 protein binding. Bases 165 to 1301 code for a protein of 378 amino acids. NCBI's taxonomy places the organism in Eukaryota, Viridiplantae, Streptophyta, Magnoliopsida, Malpighiales, Euphorbiaceae.
UAGAAAAAAAAGAAAAGAAAAAGAAAAACCAGCAGAAUCUCUCAGGAAACAGCAUACAAUUCCACUUGUCAGUGUAAGACGAGCAUUCCACUAUAUUCUCAGUACCCUUCAGGUGUUUUCUAAAUUCUGUCUUACAGAAAGAAGAAAGCGGCUCAUAUAAUUCAAUGGAUGCCGCCACAAUAGCAGACCUUAAGCAAUUUGUCGAUCACUGCAAGUCUAAUCCUUCUAUUCUUCACGACCCAUCUCUUUCAUUUUUCAAAUCCUAUCUUGACAGUUUGGGUGGUCAAAUUCCACCUCAAAAUAAACCGGAGAAAAGUGGUAUUGACACCUCUGACUCUAUGGAAUACUUUGAUGCUCAAAGACCAAGUGAAGAGGGUGAUGAUGUAAUUGAGUCUGAUGUUGAGUUGGACGAGAGCGACAUUGUGGAACCUGACAAUGAUUCACCACAAAAGAUGGGUGACCCUGAAACUGAAGUUACAGAAGAAAGGCAGGAUGCUGCGCAAACGGAUAAGUUAAAAGCUAUGGAUGCAAUCUCUGAAGGUAAGCUAGGUGAAGCCAUAGAUCAUCUAACAGAAGCCAUCAUGCUGAAUCCAACAUCAGCAAUAUUAUAUGCAACUAGAGCCAAUGUCUUUACUAAACUGAAGAAACCUAAUGCCGCCAUACGUGAUGCUAAUGCUGCUUUAGAGAUCAACCCAGACUCUGCAAAAGGAUAUAAAAUACGAGGAAUGGCACGGGCCAUGUUAGGCUUAUGGGAAGAAGCAGCGAGUGAUCUGCAUGUAGCGUCCAAGUUGGACUAUGAUGAGGAGAUUGGUUUGGUGUUGAAAAAGGUUGAACCUAAUGCAAAAAGAAUACAAGAGCAUCGUAGAAAAUAUGAGCGGUUGAGGAAAGAAAGGGAGCUAAAGAAGGCUGAAUGUGAGAGACAACGGCAAGUUAAAGCCCAAGAGCAAGAAGCUUUGUCUGUUUUGAAGGAGGGACAAGUAAUAGGCAUCCAUUCUGCUGGUGAACUAGAUACCAAGUUGAAUGCUGCUUCUAGGACAUCUCGACUUGCAGUCCUGUACUUCACAGCAACAUGGUGCGGACCUUGCCGUUUCAUUUCGCCUCUUUUUACAAGCUUAGCUGCAAAAUACCCCAAAACUGUGUUCUUGAAAGUUGACAUAGAUGAGGCAAGGGAUGUGGCUGCAAGAUGGAAUAUUAGCAGUGUUCCGACCUUCUACUUUAUAAAGAAUGGCAAGGAAAUUGACAAGGUAGUGGGGGCCGAUAAAAAUGGACUGGAAAAGAAGAUUGAACAAUAUGCAGGAUAAUGUUGUACUAACCUACUUAAGAAACUUGCAGCUGGCAAUUUCUCCUCUCUCUCUUAGCUCGUGUGAUCAAACUCAUCAAUAAUGUUAUUUGCGAAUAAAAGUUUUACUCUUUCAUGAUAAAAUGACAGGUUAAGUUAUGUGUACCAUUUAAAAUUUACAUUUGUGCAUGCUAAGCAUGGACUUGUUGCCUUCUAGCUGAGAUCACGAUUGCCAGCCUACUUUUAGUGUUGAAGAAACUGCAAACUUCUGAUCGCUAUCAGCAGAGUAAUAUUGGCAAAUUGGCAAGGCCUUUGGCUUGAUAUAUUUUUUGAUCGUAAUCAGAAUUCAGGGGGCCUGAAAUACUGCAGAACCUAUGCUUGUCAAUAGUUAUCUGGGUUGUCUUUGAACAUGCUAGAGCAUCACAUGUACUCUUGAUUGCUACUCACUUAAACUAAGGAGCACUUUUUCUUA